AAGUUAGUUGCUUUGUUAAUUUAAGGAUUAAUGGUUUUAUAGGAACUUAAGUUAGUUGCUUUGUUAAUUUGGGUAAUGAACUUUGUCUGGAAAUCAAGGACUGGUUAAUGAAGUUAGUUGAUUUGUAGCUUUAUUUUUGUUUUUGUAUGGUCUAAUGCAAAUCCUUUUUUUAUUAUGCCAUGUCGUCGUUGAUAAUCGCGAGUUGUGUAAUUUUAUGUUGUUCUUUCUCCUCCUCCUUCAGAUUGGAAAAAUUGGGAGCCUUAAAAUGGGACAAGGUAGUGCAUGGCAAUCAAGCGUGGAGGCUUAUCACUUGCAUCUGGGCACUGCACGGUGUUAUUCAUCCGCUUGCAAACAUGUUGAGCUUGAUCUUCAUUGGAAUUCGCCUUGAACAACAAUUUGGAUUCAUCGUUAUCUUCCCUUUUGUUGGUAGCGUACUAUCGUCUCUUUUCAUUCAACGUAGCAUUUCAUUGUGCCUCGGUGCUUUAUGUGGCCUUCUUGGAGUAAUGUUGUCCAGACUCUUGACUAAUUGGACUAUCUAUACAAAUAAGGCUGAAGCUCUGAUCACACUCACGGUCAGCAUUGUCAUUAACUUAGCAGUGGGGAUUUUUCCUCACGUCGACAACUUUGCGCAUAUUGGAGGUUUCUUAACCGGUUUUCUCCUCGGGUUCGUUUUGCUGCUUUGUCCCCAAUUCGGGUGGGUGGGACGUAAACAUCUUCCUGCCGGUGCUCGUGUAACAUCUAAGCAUAAAGCAUACCAAUACCUAUUUUUGGUGAUAACUAUGGUUUUACUCAUUGUUGGUUUCACAGUGGGGUUGGUAAUGCUGUUUAGAGGAGAGAAUGGACAUGACCAUUGCAUUUGGUGCCAUUAAGAGUGUGUUCCUACAUCAAAAUGGCACUGUGGGAACUAAGCAGACCUUUAUUACAUAUCGUUCACUGAUUCUUUUCUGGUUUCCAUUUUUUACAUUUGUUAAUUUCUUGGUGUUGUUAUGUGCCUAUGUGUAUAUAUAUACAUACAUACGUACAUGGUUAGUUUUUAGACUUCGAGUUAUUUUAUUCACUGUUGUUAUGUGAUUUGACAUUUUAUA
Messenger RNA from Gossypium raimondii (Peruvian cotton), 1085 nucleotides. Its product is annotated as RHOMBOID-like protein 3. Gene Ontology annotation, molecular function: serine-type endopeptidase activity. The record is from RefSeq and is a predicted model, not a curated record. Gene Ontology annotation, cellular component: membrane. Gene Ontology annotation, biological process: proteolysis. Lineage: Eukaryota; Viridiplantae; Streptophyta; Magnoliopsida; Malvales; Malvaceae.